This is a messenger RNA of Pezoporus flaviventris, 797 nucleotides long. Its product is annotated as cathelicidin-B1-like. NCBI's taxonomy places the organism in Eukaryota, Metazoa, Chordata, Aves, Psittaciformes, Psittacidae. The coding region runs from base 60 to 761 and encodes 233 amino acids. Gene Ontology annotation, molecular function: lipopolysaccharide binding. The transcript has 4 exons. Gene Ontology annotation, cellular component: extracellular region. Gene Ontology annotation, biological process: antimicrobial humoral immune response mediated by antimicrobial peptide; innate immune response; defense response to Gram-negative bacterium. The record is from RefSeq and is a predicted model, not a curated record.
CUCUCUUCUGCUGAGCAGUGCUGGGCCAGCUGCUGUGGUGGCAUGGGUGUCAGAGGGGGAUGGACUUGGCUCCUGGCUGGAUUUGUCCCCCUGGGAAUUCCCCAGUGUUACAGGGGGAAGUGUCAGCCCAUGGGAACGCCCGUGGUGGCCGUGCCAGAGCAUCCAGGGCAGAUCCCAUAAAAGGGCUGCCGGCACAGAGGGUGGCAGGAGGCAGGAUGAGGCCGUGCCAAGUACUGCUGCUGUUGCUGGGGCUGGCCAGAGCCACCACACCAGGCCCAGAUGGAUCCACACUGGGAUUGGCUGGAUCCAUCCCAGUGUCCCUGCCAGGGCUCUGGACCGUGAGCUAUGAGGAUGCUGUCUCGGCAGCUGUGGAGCUGCUCAACACAAGGGUCAUCACUCCCUAUGUCCUGCGGCUCCAGGAGGCACAGCCCCGGCCCGGCUGGCCUGGAGACCUGCAGCACCCGCAGGAGCUGAGCUUCAGCGUGGAGGAGACCUCGUGCCGGCCACCGGGGAUGGCCACCGCUGCCUGCAAGAGCCGCUGGUUUGGGGCAGUAAGCUGGUGCCAUGGCUAUGCCUUCCUGGAGCAGCAGCAGCCCAUGGUGGAGCUGUCCUGCGAGAAGAUGCCCAUCAUGCUCGGCCCGAUCCAGAAAUCCGGCAUCAAGAACCUUUUUGGCAGGAUCAAGGAGCGCUUCAAGGGCUUCUUCCAGUGCAGCAAGGUCUGGAUCCGUGACAAACUCAACCUGAAAAAGCCCAAAUCCUGAGCGGGUGAUGUCGCGUCCCCCCUGCCCCGUGAUCCU